Molecule: messenger RNA, 2115 nt
Organism: Protopterus annectens (West African lungfish)
Lineage: Eukaryota; Metazoa; Chordata; Ceratodontiformes; Protopteridae
Product: lysophosphatidic acid receptor 6-like
Exons: 2
Coding region: 245-1168 (307 amino acids)
Biological process (GO): positive regulation of Rho protein signal transduction; phospholipase C-activating G protein-coupled receptor signaling pathway; behavioral response to pain
Cellular component (GO): membrane
Molecular function (GO): lysophosphatidic acid receptor activity
Source: RefSeq, a predicted model, not a curated record
UGACUGUGGCUACAUACAAGGAAGCUCAUGACAUCUGUUACCGCUUGUUUUGAAACGUACAGCCUUUCUUACUUCUUAUCACAGUGUUUAUGCUCUGCUGUCUGAGCUGUUGAAGCCCAUUGGUGGACCUGACGUUCUUCUCGAUUGUUAUUAAAACUACUGGAUGUUCCUUCACAGAAAGCAAAGGUUUUCAGGUGUUGGAAUAGCAAUCUCUUGAGUCUGAUCCAGGAGAGUAUAAUGUGAAAUGGACCUUCAAAGCAAUACAACCUCAGAAUACAAAACUUUCUUUGUCGGAGCUAACAGCCUCAUCUUUGUCCUUGGUUUGUUCCUCAAUGUGUUGGCUCUUGUCAUCUUCUUUAGAUACCACAAGUUCCGCUCCCCGACCACAGUGUAUAUGAAGAACCUAGCUAUCUCAGACCUGUUGCUUGUGGCUUUCCUGCCUGUACGGAUUUAUUACUAUGGCACUAACGCCCAUCUAGACGACACUCUCUGUGAAAUCACAGGACUGAUUUUGCUUGUGAACAUGUAUGGCAGCAUUUUCUUGCUAACUUGUAUCAGUGGAGAUCGAUGUAUGGCUGUUUGUUUUCCUAUGAACUCCUGUGUAAAGUCAAUAAGAGACAAUGCAAAAUACAUUUGUCUUGGAGUCUGGAUGCUGACUGUUGGGGCAAGCAUCCCUGUGUAUGCUUUUCCAAAGUUGAAGAACAAUGGUAGUAAAACAGGUAAAUGUUUUGAAAGUGAACCAGUUUAUGUGACCAAGCAAGCACCUGUUGUGGUAUCACUGAUGAUUGGAUUUUUUAUUCCUCUUACAGUUAUGUCUGCCUGCUCUUGGGCACUGCUGCGAGCCGUCAGACGGAGCUCUGCUGCUCAGAUGCAACAUAUGAGGCCACAUAAGAUUCGCAGCAUGAUUGUAGCCAACAUCACAAUCUUCCUUAUUUGCUUUUUACCAUACAACACUGUCCUGUUAUUGUAUAUCACCACCACCUCACAGACUGACUACUUGCACUUUGCCUAUAGAUGUGCCUUGCUCGUGGCAUGUGUCAAUACAAUCUUGGAUCCAAUCUUUUACUAUUUUGCCACAGAAAGUUUUAUGGAGAGUGUCACAUGGAAAAAGAUUUGGGGUUCUAAUAGUGAUGAGGAGGGGGGCAAAUCCCUCCAAAACCUGACUUAAUUAGCAGAAGGCACUGUUUAAAAGCUCUGUUGUGUUUAUAGAGCAAAAACAAUGGGAGAUUUCAUUUUAAAAACAAAAGGAUUAAACAUUCGGAAAAGACAAACUGCUGCACAGCCUCACACACCUUUCUGAGGAUUCAUAGACAAUGCAAUUUCAGUGCACAGGUAGUUAUUAAUCUGUCAGCAUGAGAGUGUAGCGGUUUCAUGAAAUGCAGCUUAUCUACAAAGCAGUACAUGAUGCAGCUCUAUUACAAACAGUAGCUUAAUGCACCUGCUGAGGCAAUUAAUGCAUGCAAGAGUACCAAGCUGAAUUCAGCAGACAGUAUGGGACACAAAACAGUAGAAUAACGUUGCUAAUUCAGCAUUACUGCAUAGACUUGUACAUAUGUACGGAGGCAAUCUCAAUAAUCUUCAGACCCCAUUCUCCCCAAACCUGCAUUUCACUAAUAACAGAUUAUAUUUAGGGUUAGGUGUGCUGAUCAAGCAGUCCUCACUCACUGCAAUUCCUCUGCAAAAAAAAAAAAGAUAAGAAAGCAUGCAGUAUUUCUAUAAACAAAGCAAUAUUUUACCUUGAUAGCAAGUGAGGUAUCAUUUUCCUGUGAGACAUAAUGAGUUCUUUUAAUAAUAAAAGCUUAAUUUAUAAACCACUUCUUCUAAUAAUAAAAAUGUUAUUUGCAAUCCACACAAGUAGGACUUAUUGUAAUAAAAAGUACUCUUCCACUCUCUGCAUUUGUCCAGUCUUACCCAAGACCAGACCUGGUUACAGUGACUCAUGGGGUAAAUAAUUCCCUCAUGUCUUGACUGCACCAGUGACAAUGGGAGGUGCUCUCUCCAGUAAUGUCUGCUUUUGAAAAAUAGAAUCUUUGAGUAAGAAAACAAUAGGAUAGUUCUAUUUAUUAAAGAAAAAAAAAAUCAAAUCCAUGCAGUACUGUUUAUUACCCUUACUCU